GUCGUCGUCGACACGUGGCGACAGACAUGUCCAUGUUGCUCAUCGCGGCCGCCUGUUUGGCCGCGAGCCCGAUUGUAGCUGUGGUCGUGCUCGGGCUCGUAUUCUAUGUCGUCAGCAGGCUCCAACGCCAUCGAAAUAUCGGGUUCUUUCAUCCGUACGCUGCGUCCGGCGGAGGAGGCGAACGUGUGCUGUUCUGUGCUUUGCAAACGUUGCCAGCCUCGUGUACGGCGGUGAUCUUCAUCGGCGAACCCAUCACAACAGAGAAGCUCCUGGCAGACGCACAAAGUCGAUUCAACUUUUCAGCUUCCGAUGUCAAGUGCAAGAUCAAGGUCGUCGAACUGGCGUACCGCACACUCCUCGAAGCCAAGCACUACCCUCGGUUCACCCUCCUCGGCCAGAGCAUUGGGAGCAUGCUGCUUGGCCUAGAAGCGUUUCUUCGAUGUCCCGUCGCCGUUUGGGUCGACACCACUGGAUGUGCUUUCACUUACCCGUUGGCAUGGCUCGGCGGUGCCACCGUCGUGACGUACACCCAUUACCCAACUAUCUCAAUGGACAUGCUCGACGUCGUUGCUCGCCGCGACGUCGCAUUCAACAAUGAUGCCACGGUGGCCAAAAGCUUGACGAAAAGCACUGCGAAGCUCGUGUAUUACCGUUUCUUCGCGGCGUUGUACGGAUUCGUGGGUAGCUUUGCACGAGUUGUGAUGGUCAAUUCUGGGUGGACACUAAACCACAUCAAACAAUUGUGGCGCCAAGCGUCUCCGCUGGUCGUGUACCCUCCAUGUGGGUCCACCUCGUUUCAAGCGUUUCCGCUGUCUGGGCGGCGGCAACUUGCGCUGUCUGUGGCGCAGUUUCGACCGGAGAAGGACCACUCGCUGCAACUUCGCGCGAUGAAGGUGCUGCUAGAGACACACCCAAAGGAAAUGUCGUCAACAUUCAAGGACUUCAAACUGGUUCUCUUGGGCAGCUGUCGCGGCCACGACGACGAAGCACGCGUGAAGGUGUUGCGCCAGGAAUGCGUCGACUUGGGUUUGGGCGACGACCGCGUUCAGUUUGUUGUGAAUGCUCCGUUUUCUGAGCUCAAGUCGUACUUGGCCGAGUCGUCCAUUGGGCUCCAUUCCAUGCGGAACGAGCAUUUUGGCAUCGGGAUCGUCGAGAUGAUGGCGGCUGGACUGGUUGUGAUUGCGCACAAUUCCGGCGGGCCCCGGGAAGACAUCGUCAAGCCUGGUACAGGCUACUUGGCCACGUCGCCAGACGAGUAUGCCACGUACAUGUUUGACAUCCUUUCGCAACCAAAGCUGGCCGACGAUACGCGGCAAGCUGCUCGGAUCGCUGCACGGCGCUUCUCGGACGAGGUCUUUCAGGAACACUUUGCUGCCGCGAUCGCUCCCGUCUUGGAGCUAGCGAGAUAGCGUAGUGCUUCAAAUCACAAGGCGUCUGGUGGUGAACGGUUGAAUGCACCGCAGCGUCGAAAUUCAGUGCGAUAAUUUUUACCAGCGGAUAGAUUGAGAACCACCAAAUGACCUUUGAAAUGUUAAUGUAAUUGGCUUUAAAAUGUGAUCAA
Aphanomyces invadans is the source of this 1561-nucleotide messenger RNA. RefSeq lists its product as hypothetical. NCBI's taxonomy places the organism in Eukaryota, Oomycota, Saprolegniomycetes, Saprolegniales, Verrucalvaceae. Gene Ontology annotation, biological process: protein N-linked glycosylation. Gene Ontology annotation, cellular component: endoplasmic reticulum membrane. The record is from RefSeq and is a predicted model, not a curated record. Bases 27 to 1409 code for a protein of 460 amino acids. Gene Ontology annotation, molecular function: GDP-Man:Man(3)GlcNAc(2)-PP-Dol alpha-1,2-mannosyltransferase activity. The transcript has a single exon.